UUUGUGGGAUCUAUGGUAUAAAUUGGGUAGCUUCUAAGUUUAGGCUUAAGUUUCCUUAGGUAUGUUAAUUCAGUUAUUUCUUCAUCUACUUUAUAAUCUUAAAAUUUUUAUUGUUGUCUUCUCUUUCAUUCUGUUUGUCCUUACAGGAUUAUAAUUAUAAUUUUUUUUAAAUUCAUUUUAUUAUCAUUUUGAGUAGGGAGUGGAAGCUAAUGUGUAUUUGUAGCCUACCAUCUUCAACAAUUCACUCUUCAAAAUAAUCUUCUUAUAAGUUCUAAUUCAUUUUAUUGCCACAUUCUGUUAAGUGUUGACAGUCGUGUGGUGUCUGUAAGUGAAAGGAAAUUAUGUCACUGUGUUAAACUACUCUGUGCUUUUUGAGUUGCUUUUGUUUCAGUGAUGUCUUAGUGGGUAAGGAGUCUAAAAGUCCUUUUUCCAACUAACAGUUCAAUAACUCAUUUUUACAAGAAAACAGAUUAAUACAAAUUUGAGCUGUAUGUAAGGAACUGUCUUUUAUGUAUUAUCUAUUAUCAGUCUUCACUGAUAAUCCAUAUUAUUCAGGUUAUGCUUCUGAAGUUAUGCUUUAGCAAAUCUCAUUUAAAUCUUUAAUGUCUUUGACUUCAAUUAUUCAUUGGUUAAAAUUUAUCUCCAAAUCAGGAAUGAUUUCUGUUUAUGUAAAAACAAACAAAAACCAGUCAAUUGCAUUUGAAAUUAUAGGAGGAAACGAUUUAUAAGUUUUGUAUUCAUGUUUCUGAUAUCUUUCUCCAGCUCCAAGAAAUAAAAGAAAUAAAAUUUUCCCAUUUUCCUGGACCCUAUCUGUAUUUAUAGGCAUCACCAUGAACUUCCUUAUUUUCUUAAGACUAUUAACUUAAUGCACUGAAUUUCUUAUAAGUGCUGUCAUUUUGAACUUUAAAGUAUGAUACAAAUAUGAUCAAAGCUUUCUUUAGAGUCACUGUUUAAUAAAGAAUAAACCAUAAGAUAUAAACUAUAGAUUAUUUUUCAUUGAGUAAAAAGGGUCUGUACUUAUUCAUCCUGAAUGUCUGUGUUUUAUCCAGAAGAAUACUUCUCUAGUAUUAAAAAAUAAAUGUGGAGCUCAUGGAAAAUUUCACAAGAACAUGAAUGUUCUUGUGAUAGCCUGAGAAAAAGGAGACAGAUUAGGACAGGAGUUCUUUAUCUGGGUUUUUGGACAUGUUUUAGCACCUCCCUGAAUUCCUAUGUGCAAAAUAUUUUGUCUCUUAUGUCUCUAGGGAGAAAGUUCUUAAAUGUCUUUCAGAUUAUCAGAGGCUCAAAACACUUGAACUAGAGGCAAAAAAGUCAGUAAAGAAAAAAACAAUUGUUUAUAUGUUUAAGAACAUCAUGGGAGGUAUAUUUCCAUAUUAUGUAGCUCAGAGAUAUGUCUUAGGCUCACGUUCACCGCUUUAGGUUUAUCUUUAUUUUUGUUUUAUUGAAGUAUGAUUUACAAACAGUGAAAUGCUCAGAUCUGAGGUAUAUAGUUUGAUAGGUUUAGACAAGUGUGUAUAAACUCUGUGUAACCCAUACCCUUUUCUUUUUUUUCUUUUUUUUUUAACCCAUACCGUUUUCAAGACCCAGAACAUUUUCAUCACCCCAGAAGUUACCUUAACUUUUUAAAGUAAGAGCAAAGGCCAUUCUUUGUAGCUCUUUGAUUUAAGGACAGACUUCUUCUUUGCAUAGUCCUGGAGAAUCUAUUAGCUAAAUUAGUUGCUCAGGGUUUUUUUUGUUUGUUUUUUAAGGUAAGUUCAGUGCCCAAUGUGGGGCUUGUGCUCACAACCCUAAGUUGUGACUGACUGAGCCAGCCAGGCCUCCCAUAAAUUUUAGUUUAUUUAUUUUGUUAUUUAUUAUUUUUUUAAGUAGGUUCUAUGCUCAGUGUGAGGCUCGAACUCAGGACCCUGAGAUCAAGAAUCACAUGCUCUACCAGCUGAGCCAGUUGGAUAUCCUUGGUAGCCGCUCCUCUAAAACAUUUAAACCAAAGAAGAACAUUCCAGAGGGUUCUCACCAGUAUGAGCUCUUAAAGCACGCAGAAGCCACACUUGGUAGUGGUAAUCUCCGGAUGGCGGUCAUGCUUCCUGAGGGGGAAGAUCUAAAUGAAUGGGUUGCAGUGAACACUGUGGAUUUCUUCAAUCAGAUUAAUAUGCUUUAUGGAACAAUCACAGAUUUCUGUACAGAGGAAAGUUGUCCGGUGAUGUCAGCUGGCCCAAAAUAUGAGUAUCACUGGGCAGAUGGAACAAACAUAAAGAAGCCUAUUAAGUGCUCUGCGCCAAAGUAUAUUGAUUACCUGAUGACUUGGGUUCAGGACCAGUUGGAUGAUGAGACAUUAUUUCCAUCAAAAAUUGGUGUCCCAUUCCCGAAGAAUUUCAUGUCUGUGGCAAAAACUAUACUCAAACGCCUCUUUAGGGUUUAUGCUCACAUUUAUCAUCAGCAUUUCGAUCCUGUAAUCCAACUUCAGGAGGAAGCACAUCUCAAUACUUCUUUCAAGCACUUUAUUUUUUUUGUCCAGGAAUUCAACCUUAUUGAUAGAAGAGAACUUGCACCACUCCAAGAACUGAUUGAAAAACUCACCUCAAAGGACAGAUAAAAGGACGCAGAGCUGUGCAAAUUGUUCCUCAAAUGAAGUGUGUGGAGUUUAUUUGGAUUUGGUUGUGUUUUAUUUUUAUCUCGGUCGUUUUUGUCAUAGGUUUAGGGGGCUUGUUUGGGUUUCUUUUUUCUUUAUUCUGAGUAAGUGAAACCAUAUUCAAUUGCUAGAGGAAGCCAAGAACCAUUCUCUGUAAAUUUGAUAGGGGGUAAGUUUUGUCUUAGUGGCAUAUGGUGGUUUUUUUUUGUUUGUUUUUUUUACUUGGUUUGCUUACUUGCAGAAUUUUUGAUAAUACUGUGUGCUGAAAGAAAACGCUUGCUGAUUGGACUGAUGACAGUUGGGGGUUCUGUGUUGUGUAAAUUGUGGCCAAUUUCUGAAGUCCCCAAAAGACUUAUGUUUUUAAGUGCCUUGGUAGGCUCACUUCUGAGGUGCAAAGCACAGACAUAGAACUGAACAGGGCUUGAACAAUAUUAGGAUUACUACCCAGGGCACUUACUGAUGCAUGUUUUAAAAUGUCUAUGAUAAAAGCCAUAGUUUACCAAAAUUGGUGAUCUCCAGCUUUUACUACAUUAAAGAAACACAAUUUGUAAAGGUGUGCAUGUAGAACGUACAAAAUUAGUAUUUAUUAAUUAUUUUUGAUAUUGAUGGUAAUUCUGUUCAACAAAUGUUUAAAGUUCUACAAGCAGGUCUUUCUUCCAUCUCUUGAUAUCUGUGAUAUUGAAACUAAAGGAUGUUGAAGUGUAAUACCUAUUGCAUUUUAGCUUCUUUCUACAUGUUAACUGCACUCUAGGUGUAAAAAUUCAGGUUUUAUAUAGGUUUGCCAUCUUCAGAGGUGAUGCUGAACUGUGAGGUUUCUUAGCAAUUGCCAAAUGAGCCAUAAGUCUAGAGAAUUCCCUUCUACUUUGAAGAGGAGGGGAUGGAUAAGAGUGUGUGUUUGGUUGGGAGGGUUUGUUUGUAUGGGGAGCUAUAGAUGGAAUUGUAUGAUGAGUCAAGUUCAGAAAGUCUUGUCUUAAAAUCCUUGAGUAGAGUGGCAUGAAGUUUUUAACCAAUUUCUUGUAAACAAAGUCUUAGAGACUUCCUUUUAGGAAUCAACUUCCAUGAGAAGUUAAACAUAAAUUAUUAAUUUUAGGUGUAGACAUUAAACAUGGAAUUUAAGGACUGUUUGGGGGAAAUAGAUCACUCUCCAGCAUUUCCAUUCAGUGAAUGGAGCUGGUGUUUGCCUGUCAUUUUAAAAUGAUACAGUACCCUUCUCUGCUUAUGAUAGGCCCAAUUUGAAGCAUUCUGACUUCUGAUUUUUCUACUGUGAAAGGAAAUCUUUUUCUUUGCAGUGAUAUCAAACAAUGUAAGUGCUAAUUUAGUAGUUAUUAACUUUUACAUUUUAUUUGUCAUGGCUUUCUAGUGAAUUAUUCCCAUAAGUAAAAAGUUCAGAAAGUUAAUUUUUAAAAUAAUUUUAACAUUUUUCACUUCAAUUUUAGUCUUGAGAAGUAUCUUUUUCAGACUUCCUUUUGAUUUUGUCAUUUCUGGUAAGAUCUGUUUCCUUCAGUUACAAAUAUGUAUUCUUCCUUUAGUGUGAAAUAUAUACCUUUUUCCUUGUGGAAUAGAAAUCUUGCUUUGAAAUUAUAUAGACUAAAAAUGGUCAGUAAGCGAGAAUCUAAAAUUAAAUAAAUCAGUCUGUCUUUGCCAUUAACAGGGAGAGCAGUGAUAUAAUUUAAUGCCAUUACAGUUAUGAUGACUAGGAACUGCCUUUUUCUCCAUUUCAUUUCUAACAAUCAUUCUCCAAGUACCAACAGUAGAAGUAAUGGGAGAGCCUGGCAAGUAUGUUGGACGUUCAUUGGUAAUGGUUAUUGAUAAACUGCAGUGAGAAGUAACUGAUGUCCUUAAAACAAAUAUUUUAUUACCUAGGUAGGUAAUAUCAAUCCCUGUAGGUUGAUUCAGAAAUAAAAUUUGGCAUCAAGUGACAUGGGGUCCUAUUUAUUGAUGAAAAUGAAGCAUAAUUAUUCCAGUAGUCUUCUAUACUGCGUUGGACUUUGUAUCAUCCUAGUAACAAAGGGGUUGCAAAUAGCCAAGUGUAGAAAAUACUGAAAAAUCGUUCUUGCUCUUUUAAGCCUUACACAGUAGUACACUGUAAAAAUGGAAGGAUGUUUCUAUAAAAUAAUGUUUAGUACUAGGCCCUACUUUCCUACUGUGUGUAGAUAGGAGUUUGUUGUCACUGUGUCAGAAUCUCAGGUGCCUGCUUCUGAGUAUUCCUUUAAACAGAGGUAUUAUUAGGAAGUAAGGAGAUAAUGUACGCAUGGAUAUGAUAACAAAGUAGAGAAGUUCUCCCAGGGAGAGGCCUGGCAUUGUACAUGGGGUUACAUGGCCACAGGUAAGGAAACACCCACCAGAGCAUGUGAGAAAUAACCAGUUUAACAGAACUUGCUUUGAUUUGAUUAGUUUCCAUGAGCGUUAAUAAGAUGCCCUUUAUAAAAUAAGGAUCAAAUCCUGGUUUUGUAGCACUUUGCUUACGAAUGUGUAUUGGAUUCUUCCCAGAUCUCUUAAUUUAGUUUAUAAAUAACCAAGAUAAUGAUUUCCCCCCUGCUCUUUAUACAGAGAUUUAAAGCAGAAGUUGGUUUUCUCAUCCACUAAUUAAAGCAUAAAAUAUCAAGUAAUAAGUUAACAUAGUAUUAUUAUCACAAUGCUUUGGUUAAGUGUUGAAAUGAAGCAAGUUUUAGGAGUUAUUUUAAAUGAUGGAAAAUUAAUAAUCCAAGAGUGAAAAUCUUUCGGUAAGCAGUAGAUGGUGCUACUGGCUCUCAUUUGCUGACUUGAUUGUUCUGUUGCCCAUAAAAACCAUGGCAUUAGACUUCAUUAAAAGAGUAAGCAUGUGUUAGUUGGCUGGUAGAGGCUUUGGAGGUCAGUUUACUUUACAUCGAAAGAUUUUACAUUGCUCUUUCUAUUUGUGUUAUUUGUAAAUGGUAAAGGGUGCGCAUAAAAUGUAUUGGCUGGGGGAAGACAGGUUUAGUGUAUAAUAUAUCUCAGAUUAAGUUACUGCCUGGCUUAUCAGGAAAGAUAAAACACUACAAUCUCUUAUCUUCAGGAAAUACAGAUGAUGUGGAUAUUUAUAUUUUACAUGUAAUCACCAGACUCCAUUUUAUGUAUUAGCAUUUUCCUUGCUUAUGGGAAAAUAGCAAAAUGACAUUUCUUUUAUACCUUUGUGUACACCCUCUCUGAGAGAGGUUUUGAUAACCACUGAAAUGGUGAAAUGUGAGAUACAAUUAUUAAGUUAGUUGUAGGACUUUCUUUUCAAAUAAGUAUGUCAUACCUUAAACAUCCAAAUGAGAGUUGAUCUUCAGAGUGGUUCCUGUGGGAGCAUUAUUCUUUCUAGCUAUGCUUUGAGGGUGUAAUGUUUUUGGAGCAUUUUCAGAGAUGCCUUGAGAAUUGGUUUAUGACUAUGCAAGAAAAUCUAUUUCAUCAUUUUAGUUGCACCGAAGACUUUUUUGGCAGCUUAGUAAGACCUAGCUCAUUCACCAAACUUAACUCUACUUUGCUGUUUUCUUAGAACUAAACCAUUAGGGAAGUUCAAAAGACUGCCAUAGGCUCUGAAUUUGCAGAAGAGAAUGUUUUGAGCAUUGGUAGCACCAUUUAAUAAAGGAAUAGUUUCCUGAUGUCUCUACUUUGAAGUACACAGUGUCAUUUGGAUGUAUAGGUUUUAUUUAAUUUUUACAAAUUUAGUUU
This is a messenger RNA of Panthera uncia (snow leopard), 6295 nucleotides long. It is a transcript of the gene MOB1B, whose product is annotated as MOB kinase activator 1B. Gene Ontology annotation, cellular component: nucleus; cytoplasm. The record is from RefSeq and is a predicted model, not a curated record. Gene Ontology annotation, molecular function: protein kinase activator activity. Bases 1919 to 2587 code for a protein of 222 amino acids. Gene Ontology annotation, biological process: positive regulation of protein phosphorylation; hippo signaling. The transcript is spliced from 6 exons. Lineage: Eukaryota; Metazoa; Chordata; Mammalia; Carnivora; Felidae.